UAGUCAAUGCAUAAUAUGCGGUCGCUCGCUCUCCUUGAAUCUGAGGAAGUCUCCAGCAAAGACUGCUUGAGACGUGCCUGCGCACAUAAGACGCGUAAAGGGCAGCGCGACUGGAACGAGGGUGCUCGCUUAUUUUUAACUCCGACACGAGACGUCGCCCCAGACUGCCGUAUAAAACGGGAAAGCGGUUCGGUGAAGGGCACGGGCCGAGGGCUAGGGCACGAGCAACAGGGCACCAUCAUGUCGGGUACGAAGGACACUCAAGUUGUUUCUUUCCUAAAGGACUUUAUCGCCGGUGGAGUGGCCGCCGCCAUUUCCAAAACCAGCGUAGCUCCCAUCGAGCGAGUCAAGCUGCUGCUUCAAGUGCAACAUGUUUCCAAGCAGAUUACCGCGGACAAGCAGUACAAGGGAAUGGUCGACUGCUUCGUCCGCAUCCCAAAAGAACAAGGCUUCCUCAGUUUUUGGCGAGGCAACUUGGCCAAUGUCAUCCGAUACUUCCCUACUCAGGCCCUCAACUUUGCCUUCAAAGACAAGUACAAGCAGAUCUUCCUUGGAGGAGUAGACAAAAGGACCCAGUUCUGGCGUUACUUCUUGGGCAAUCUGGCCUCCGGUGGUGCAGCAGGAGCCACAUCUCUCUGCUUUGUCUACCCCCUUGACUUUGCCCGAACGCGGUUGGCUGCCGACAUAGGCAAAGGCGGCAAAGCUUCUGGACAGCGAGAGUUCACCGGCUUGGGUAACUGCCUCACAAAGAUCUUCAAGUCUGACGGCGCAGUCGGUCUUUACCGAGGAUUCGGCGUGUCCGUCCAGGGCAUCAUCAUCUACAGGGCGGCCUACUUCGGCUUCUUCGAUACAGCUAAGGGCAUGCUGCCAGACCCGAAGAACACUCCGCUCGUCAUCUCAUGGAUGAUCGCUCAGACCGUGACAACGGUCGCCGGUAUCAUAUCCUACCCCUUCGACACAGUUAGACGACGUAUGAUGAUGCAGAGCGGCCGUUCUGCUGCCGAGAGGCAGUACAAGAACACAAUGCACUGCUGGGGCAAAAUUUACAAGACCGAAGGCGGCGCCGCCUUCUUCAAGGGAGCCUUUUCCAACAUCCUCCGUGGCACUGGUGGUGCCCUGGUACUUGUGCUGUACGACGAGAUCAAGUCCUUUAUUUUUUAAGCCGUUGGCGGGAAGCACAUUUCUGUAGCAUCAAUUAUGCAAGCUCUAGGGAUCAUGUAGCAGGUCAACGAGACGGUCGACUGCUUCAGUAUCGCUGGUCAUCUGAACCGCAGAACGCCUUGUGAUGGAACUGCGAAGCCACGAGUAACAAUAUUUGCAGUGACACAGUAGGGUUUGACAAACACUUCCAUGAAGAUUCAUGGACUCAAAUGAGAGCACAGUCUGUACGGGACCUCCAGGCCGGUUUAGUCCUGUAAGAUUCUCGUACGGACUAUACAAAAACUGCUUUCGGCCGAGUAGUUUCCCUGAUAGGUGUUAUGAGUUCCAGAUGGCCUUUCGAUCGUUGGACGUAAACGAAAUGCAUUAUCGACAUCAUAUAGUCGAACACAUAUCUGUCGUAUCGAGAUGGAAACGAGAUAUCAUCGAGUUUAUCACGCACGAGCGGACCACGAAAGAAAGAGGUGGGGGAGGGGAUAAAAAUGCUGCUUCCUAUACGAUGUGUUUGGGAGAUUGCGUGCCAGUACGAGACGCGGAAGCGGUCUCUAGCCACGGCCCGUCGUCACUCGGCGAUGCACAUCGUUUUCUGGCCGAGUCUCUCUUAGCGUGCUAGACAUGUGUCAGGGAAGCAACUUCCGAAAAUAAAGGAAAAGCAAUUCUUUAGUAGAAACUGGG
Messenger RNA from Ornithodoros turicata, 1833 nucleotides. RefSeq names its product ADP,ATP carrier protein-like. Gene Ontology annotation, molecular function: ATP:ADP antiporter activity. Gene Ontology annotation, biological process: negative regulation of mitochondrial outer membrane permeabilization involved in apoptotic signaling pathway; mitochondrial ATP transmembrane transport; mitochondrial ADP transmembrane transport. Gene Ontology annotation, cellular component: mitochondrial inner membrane. The transcript is spliced from 3 exons. NCBI's taxonomy places the organism in Eukaryota, Metazoa, Arthropoda, Arachnida, Ixodida, Argasidae. The record is from RefSeq and is a predicted model, not a curated record. Bases 7 to 1161 code for a protein of 384 amino acids.